ACUUUUGGCGGUAACCUUAUUCACAAGGCAGAACUCAGCACCUUCCUUCGUCACUCUCUCCAUUGUUUCCCCUCUUUUGUUUCUUAACACAAAACUCACCGCCAUUGUUAUUCACUUUCCAUAAAUUGAUUUCUCAAUUACGAAUUCUCUCCCCCCGUCCAUCGCCAUGGACUCCAGCGAAUCAAACCUCCCUCUCCUCCUCCAACAUUCUUACUGCAGGUCCAAAUCCAUAACCUCCGAUGAUCUGCGCAACUAUCGAAUCAGCUUAAAAUGGUGCGCUCUUGACCACUCCUCCGCCGCCGGAAAGUUCUUCUCCUACCUCGUCUUCACUCUCCUGACCAUCGUCGUCCCUGCCGUGACGAUCCUCGCCGUCCAAGAUCCGGGGGACGAUCCGAUCUCGUUCAAUAAACUGGUUCAGGUUCCGGAAUCGGGACUGGCGGCGGUGGGAUUCUUGAGCCUGUGUCGAUUCUUCCGGCGGUACGGACUCCGGCAGCUUCUGUUCCUGGAAGGAUUGCAAGAGGAUUCGGUGUACGUACAGAAAGGGUAUGCGCGUGAAUUGGAGAAAUGGUUCCGUUCCGUUGCGUAUAUUCUUUUCCCGUCGUUCUUCGUUGAGUUGGCCCACAAAAUCAUAUUCUUCUCCACCGUUAAGAUUUAUUUUCCGGUAGGAUUUCCGGUAAAUUCGAUCUUGUUCAUAUUAGUACUGGGGUCGUGGGUGUACAGAACUGGAGUGUUUUUGCUCGUGUGUGUAUUGUUUCGGCUCACAUGUGAGUUACAGAUUCUUAGACUUCAAGGGGUUCACAAGCUAUUUGAAACGAGCAACGGGUCAGAAUCGGACUCGGUGUUGAUCUUCAACGAACAUUUGAGGAUCAGAAAACAGUUAUCAAUUACGAGUCACCGGUACCGGUUCUUCAUAAUUGUGUGUUUGCUCGUUAUUACGGUUAGCCAGUUCGUCGCAUUGCUCUUGGUUUUGGCCUCUAAAACUGACAAAAAUUUCUUCAACUCCGGCGAUGUUGUGGUUUGCUCAACGGUUCAAUUAUGUGGAUUCUUCUUAUGUUUGUUUGGAGCUGCAAGAAUUACUCACAGAGCCCAAGGAAUCGCUUCUGUUGCAACCCGAUGGCACAUGCUAGUCACCUCCGCUGCCUCUGGAUCCAACUCAACCAAACCUCCGCCACUACUACAACCGCUCGUUAACCACAAGAAAAACAACAACAGUAGCAGUAGCGGCGAGGAUGAAGACGAUACCGAUUCUGAUUCUUCAUCGGACGUUUUAAUUUCAGUAAGGCCACGAGAAUCUUCUUCCUUCCAAACCAGGCAAGCUUUAGUGUCAUAUUUACAACACAACAAUGGAGGAAUUACAUUGUUUGGAUAUGCAUUAGAUCGAGGAUUGCUUCAUACACUCUUUGCAUUUGAAUUCUCACUCGUCAUGUCGAUUUUGAGUAAGGUUGUCGUAUUAUGAUCUUAGUCGACCUUAAUUACUAUUCUCUCUUUAUAUAUAUAUACCAAAUAUUGUGUCUUAUAUAUUAUAGUAUAAAGUAUAAUAUAGUAUGAAGUGUAAUAAAUAUUGGUUAUUGUUAAUCAAUGUAGUUGAUAUUGAUUUAGAAAUCA
Molecule: messenger RNA, 1605 nt
Organism: Cucumis sativus (cucumber)
Lineage: Eukaryota; Viridiplantae; Streptophyta; Magnoliopsida; Cucurbitales; Cucurbitaceae
Exons: 4
Coding region: 167-1456 (429 amino acids)
Source: RefSeq, a predicted model, not a curated record